Molecule: messenger RNA, 1426 nt
Organism: Lethenteron reissneri (Far Eastern brook lamprey)
Lineage: Eukaryota; Metazoa; Chordata; Hyperoartia; Petromyzontiformes; Petromyzontidae
Gene: NPPC
Product: natriuretic peptide C
Biological process (GO): cGMP biosynthetic process; receptor guanylyl cyclase signaling pathway
Cellular component (GO): extracellular region
Molecular function (GO): hormone activity
Source: RefSeq, a predicted model, not a curated record
UCUCGAGGGAGGGAGGAGGGGGGUGAGAGGGAGUGGGGGAGGGAGGGAUCUAUGGAUGGUGGGGGUGGUGGAGGGGGUAGCGAGUAGUGGGUGAUGAGGGGAGGGGCUGGGGGAGGGAGCGGCAGGAGUGGGGGUGACAUCACCCCCCCCCCUACCACUCGCGUCCCCGCUGGCCGCUCUAUAAAAGCGCGCGCAUCGCCACGGUCCUUCAGAAGCAGCGCCUCUCCUCGAUUCUCUCCGACUCCUCCGACUCCUCAUCGAGUCCGCGAAGUCUUCGUGUAGCUCCCUCCACCACCACCACCACCGUCUCCACAGUGCACCGAGAAACUCUCUCGCGUCUUUAACAUUCUCGAGUCUCCGCGUCUCUUCGGAUCACUGAAGUUCUCCUCCGCCGCCGCGAGUCACCGACGAGUCCCGCCAUGCAUCCCUCGCCUCGUCUCUCCGUCGUCUGGGCCACUGCCGCCGCGGUGCUCCUCGCAGUCGUGACGCUCGGGCCGGUGGCGGCCGCGCCGCCCCGGGACGCGAGACACGCGCUCCAGGUGCUCAGCGAGAUCCUGGACGGAGACUCCUCCGCGGGAGCCGAUGGAGGCGCGGCCUCCUCCUCCUCUCUCGGCGGCGAUCUUGGCGACACGGACGAGGAGCUGGGAGAUCUCGUGGGGGGCCUGGUCAGUGAGCUGGGGGGCACGGGGGCAGGGCUGCCCCCACCGCGGGCGUCGCGGGACCUGGCGGGCGGGGAGCUGGAGCCCGUGUCGAGCGGCGUGUGGCUGCGUCUCUUCAACGACUUCGUGAGCAACCAACGGCGCUUCAAGGGCCGCACGAAGAAGGGGCCCGGCAAGGGCUGCUUCGGCGGAAAGCUCGACCGCAUCGGGGCCCUCAGCGGCCUCGGCUGCUAGAGCCGCGACUCGAACCACCACCCCCCUCGCCCCGCAACCUCCGCCAAGUCGCCCGACGGUUCACGGCUCGGACCGCAACUCGAGUCACAUGACCAAGCCGCCUCCCGCAACUCCGCGACACCUGGCCCCGCCCCCUCGCUCACCUGGCCCCGCCCCCUCGCUCACCUGGCCCCGCCCCCUCGCUCACCUGGCCCCGCCCCCUCGCUCACCUGGCCCAACAACCCUCGCUCACCUGGCCCCGCCCCCUCGCUCACCUGGCCCCGCCCCCUCGCUCACCUGGCCCCGCCCCCUCGCUCACCUGGCCCCGCCCCCUCGCGUUUACAUGCGUCGCCCGGCGUGUACAGUGCUCAGAUGUAUUUAUUUGCUGUAUUUAUAUUUGGUUGUUGAGUUGUUUCUCCUGCGCCCCGUGUCGAGUCUUAUUUAUAUGAUUGUGUAUAUAGACGCCCCCGUGCAGUAGGCAACCCGUACGCACCGCUACGCUGUGUUCCGUAGGACGUAUCUUAAAUAAAGUCUCCUGUACUGCUGCUGAUGAU